This is a messenger RNA of Adineta ricciae, 1722 nucleotides long. The record is from the annotation of a GenBank genome assembly. Lineage: Eukaryota; Metazoa; Rotifera; Eurotatoria; Adinetida; Adinetidae.
AUGCGAUCGAAUCCAUAUAUACCGUUAAUCGCUGCCUUAAUUGCCUUACUUUGUAUGGGUAUAGUGGUAGGCACUAUUGCUGUUGCUCUCAUUCCAGUAUAUUUGCAACAAAAGGGAGAUGAUAUUAGCGUUGGUACUAAUUCUAAUCCACAAGUUUACGCUUUGAGUUAUAUAACAAAUUCAAAAAAUCCAACUUCAUACUCAAUAGAAGAUAUGAAUGCAUUGAGUGCACAACUGAACCAAGCAUUGAAUCUAAAGGAAUUGGUCACGAUGACAGCUAAAUAUGUACCACCAACAAGUAGUAACAGAAAGAAAAGAGCAGCAACUGAAUGUGUAAAGGGGCAAAAUACAACAAAUGGUAUAUUUGAAAUGGAAUUCCGAAUUGACUAUUCCAAAGCAUGUCGAACACAAGUGUGUCAACAAAAGUUGGCUGAUCAAGUUAAUUCACACAUUACAAGGCUUUUCCCAUCAAUUAAUCUAUCAGUUAAUUUGCCUAAUGGUACUUCAAUCAGUUUUUCAUUGAGUUUCUGUUCGCUGAAACCAGCUGUUAGUACAACCACGACACAGCAAACUUCAACAACCUACACUACCAAUCUGCCUGCCUCAACUGCAUCAACAGCCACUACAUCAACAACCACUUCUUCGACAACGUCAACGUCAACAUCAACAUCAACAACAACAACAACAACAACAACAACAACAACAACAACAACAACAACAACAACAACAACAACGACAACGACAACAACAACAACAGUAUCACUUUGUUUCAAUGGAAUUAAAGAUCAAGAUGAAACUGAUGUGGAUUGCGGGGGUGCCACUUGCAGUGCACGAUGUGACCUCACGAAAAUGUGUUCCCAAAACUCAGAUUGUGCUAAUACCAACUGUCAUAAAACAUCGAAGACAUGUCAAGCACCAUCGUGUGACGACGGAAACCAGAAUAAUGGUGAAACUGAUGUGGACUGUGGUGGGACACAAACACCCUCGUGUCCUAGAUGUGCUGACGAUGAAACAUGUACGCAAGAUACAGACUGCGAUGAAAUGGUAGUAUUAGCAGAUGGUAGUACUAAGUGGUUAAAAGACACUCAAGUUGGUGAGUUUGUUUGGACUAUGUCCUCCGAUGGAACGCAAACAUAUUUAACUGAAGUGAUGAUGAUAGCAAAUACUCAACGAAACACAACUAAACUUUUCUAUACAAUUGAAACGGAAACUAAUCAUAAAUUGAGUCUUUCACCUGAUCAUUUUAUUCGUGUGAAGCAUUUUGAUUAUUUACCAGCAGAACAAUUGACUUUGAAUCAUUCUCUUUUUGUUGUGAUGAAGGAUGGUUCUAUUCAUUCAUCACGUAUUCGUACAAUAAAUCAGGAAUACAAAACUGGUGUUUAUAAUUUGUUUACACUCGAUGGAACAGCACUUGUUAAUUAUAUUGCUGCUUCUACAUAUAUUAAUAAUGGAUUUGGAUCGCAUCAUAUGAAACAUCGUAUUUACACACCAAUGCGUAUUGGUUAUUAUUUAUCGAAACACUUUGAAUUUCUUCAUAAUAUUUAUGUAACAAAUGAGUACGGAGUACAUUGGAUUGUUCUGAAACAUAUUGAAUAUCGUCAUGUUCUUAUCUUCAUCGAUCAAAUCAUGAUAUCUUCAAUUAACUUUUUUUUAUCGAUUAAAUUUCUUACCAUUUUAUUUGGCGCAAUUUAUAUCAAUAAGAUGAUAAAAGGUUCUCAUUAA